GGCUUCGGGAUUGGCGUGGUCUUAGCGGUAGAGCUGCGGAGGGGGGGGAUUGGGAGUCCUUUGACUUCGGCUCCCGAGAGGUUAGGCCCUAAAACCCCCUCCCUACCCCCAAGUCCUCUUGCCCUUGCUUUCGUCCUCUUGAGGCCAUGCCACUGACCCGCAGCCUGUCCGUGACCUCCCUCUCUGGGUUGGAGGACUGGGAAGAUGAACUUGACCUUGAUAAUGCCAUUCUUUUCGAAGUGGCUUGGGAGGUAGCCAAUAAAGUUGGUGGGAUCUUCACUGUUAUCCAAACUAAAGCCAAGAUUACACUGGAUGAAUGGGGCGAGAAUUACUUCUUGAUUGGACCUUACCUGGAAUUGAAUGUGCGCACACAGGUGGAGCUGAUAGAACCUCCCAACCCUGCAAUUCGCCGAACCAUUGACUCCAUGAAUUCAAAAGGAUGUAAAGUUUACUUUGGCCGCUGGCUGAUUGAGGGGGGUCCAUAUGUGAUCCUCAUCGACAUUGGGGCAACUGCUUGGAGCUUGGAUCGCUGGAAGACUGAAUUGUGGGAAAGCUGCUCCAUUGGGAUUCCCUGGUACGACCGAGAGGCCAAUGACGCCGUCCUCUUUGGCUUCCUCACAGCCUGGUUCUUAGGGGAGUUUUCCGCACAAUGUGAAGAAAAGCCAUUCAUCAUUGGUCAUUUCCAUGAGUGGUUGUCUGGUGUUGGCCUCUUCCUCUGUCGGAUCCGGAAACUUCCAAUAGCUACCAUCUUCACCACCCAUGCUACCCUGCUUGGCCGCUACCUGUGCGCAGGCAGUGUGGACUUCUACAACAAUCUGCAGGACUUUAAUGUGGAUAAGGAGGCUGGAGACCGGCAAAUUUACCAUCGUUAUUGUAUGGAGAGAGCUGCUGUCCACUGCACACAUGUUUUUAGUACAGUUUCUCAGAUCACAGCAGUAGAAGCUGAACAUCUGUUAAAACGGAAACCUGAUAUUGUGACUCCCAAUGGUUUGAACGUCAAGAAAUUCUCUGCUAUGCACGAAUUCCAAAACCUCCAUGCUCAGAGCAAAGCUCGUAUCCAGGAGUUUGUCCGAGGCCAUUUCUAUGGGCACCUGGACUUCAAUCUUGACAAAACUAUUUUCUUCUUCAUCGCUGGACGCUAUGAAUACUCCAAUAAAGGAGCUGACAUUUUCUUGGAAGCCCUAGCCAGGCUCAACUACCUACUAAGGGUGAAUGGAAGCCAAAUUACAGUGGUAGCAUUUUUUAUCAUGCCAGCUAGGACAAAUAAUUUCAACGUGGAGACACUAAAAGGCCAAGCCGUCCGCAAGCAGCUCUGGGACACAGCCAAUGCAGUGAAGGAGAAGUUUGGCAAAAAACUGUAUGAAUCCCUCCUUGUGGGAAACCUUCCUGACAUGAAUAAAAUGUUGGACAAAGAAGAUUUCACAAUGAUGAAGAGAGCCAUCUUUGCCACUCAGCGUCAUUCUUUCCCCCCAAUCUGUACUCACAACAUGCUGGAUGAUUCUACCGACCCUAUUCUCAACACCAUCAGGCGCAUCGGUCUCUUCAAUAGCAGUGCCGACCGUGUCAAGGUCAUUUUCCAUCCAGAAUUUCUGUCUUCCACUAGUCCGUUGCUUCCUGUUGAUUAUGAAGAAUUCGUUAGAGGCUGCCAUUUGGGGGUGUUCCCUUCCUAUUAUGAACCAUGGGGCUACACACCAGCUGAGUGCACCGUGAUGGGGAUCCCCAGCAUUUCCACCAAUCUCUCUGGCUUUGGCUGCUUCAUGGAGGAACAUAUAGCAGAUCCAUCUGCCUAUGGGAUCUACAUCUUAGACAGGCGUUUCCGGGGCUUGGAUGAGUCGUGCACGCAGUUGACCUCUUUCCUCUACAGCUUCUGCCAGCAAUCUCGGAGGCAGCGCAUUAUACAGAGAAACCGCACAGAGAGGCUUUCUGAUCUCCUGGAUUGGAAAUAUCUAGGAAGGUAUUACAUGUAUGCCCGGCAUAUGGCCCUCGCAAAGGCCUUCCCUGAUAACUUCAUCUAUGAGCCACACGAAACAACUGCGGCUCAGGGCUUCCGCUACCCGCGCCCAGCCUCGGUCCCACCCUCUCCUUCCAUCUCCCGCCACUCCAGCCCCCAUCACAGCGAGACCGAAGAGGAUGAUGAACGGUACGACGAGGAAGAAGAGGCAGAAAAAGACAGGCAGAACAUCAAACCCCCAGGCAUGAUGGGUCCGGUCCCCGAGUGGCGAAAGCACUCCAAGAAGGGGUCUAGCGAGGCCAGCACUUCCUCCAAUGCUAGCACUCCCACUAUCCCCAGCAGCCCCAGUGACCUGAGCAGCCCCACCAAUUCUCUGAUCGAAGAGAAAAAUUAGGUGUCCUGACUCGCCCGCCUGCUCUUUUCCCACGCCUCCCCCUAUCCUCAAGAGCUUGUUAACUUAGUGCUGCAUUCUGAAAUAAGCCUAGAGUGUAAGUUCUAGGGUGUUCCAGACAGAAGCGCUCCCGCUCGAUGUAGUUCGGUUAAAGGACAGUAAGGCAGUCUUCUCUGGAUCCCAGAAUGCCAAGGGUGGAGGACCUUCUUCCUCUGGAAGGAGUCGGGAACUAACCCAUUGGCUCUUUUUGCAGAACAGAAGAUAACAUCCUUGCGUUGACCAAGAGUAAGAAUGUAAGGUCAUGCAUUUUCCUCCUCCCAAACACACUCCAUAUGCUGCUGCUGUUUUGGAAGGCGUUUUCCAGGUCUUAAGAACCUUGCUGAAUUUUUUUAAAAAAAAUAAUAAUAAUGGGAGAAAAGGGAAAAUGGGAGGCCUUCAUGGGAAGGACACAAGAAAGGUAUCAACUUACCUCCCCUUCCCUACCAACAAAGGUUUCAUUGCACCAGAAACAGAGCAGGCCUUUUAAAGGCUGUUCAUAAAAUGAGUGACUCUAACAUUAUUGUUUUGUUGGGUAACCCUAGACAGUUGGCAUGGAGGCCCAGUGAGGAUGUAUGCUCAGCAGGAUUUUAGAGUCAUCCGGAGGACUAUGAAAGACAGAAUGUUGCUCAGAGUUUGGAAACUUCCUUUAAAAGCCAUGACUCUGCUCUUCUUUAGGCAGAGCUUUUUUUUAAGAAAAAGAAAAAGAGGACAUUUCAUAAUAUGUCCAGACAAUCUGAAUUCAUACUUUGGGACUGUUUUUCAGUUAGCUCUGUCUGUUUCUGGAAAGGAAUUUGCAAAGCUAUUUAGAGCAAAGAUUCUAACAAAAGGUUUUCUGAAAAGGGCAGUUGUAGACAGCGUUGAAAAAGUCCCCAUGGAAGAGGAUGUAGGAUCCGACUGGGGGAAAGAAGAAGCUUUCCUGCUUGACGAUUUCCACCCUGUUGUUCUCCAGAUGUGCUGGGCUUCAGCUCCCAUCACCCUCAACCAGCAUGGGCUGGGAUCAGAGAUGGAUGUUGUAAAGUGUCCAAAGGAUCUGAAUGUGCAUUUAUAUGACUUUCUAAGGUGCAAGGGGCUUAGGAGCACCCUUCCACAUAAAUUGCACUCCUGUGGCUCUACCAUGCCGCAAAGAUCCUAAUUCCUUUUCAACAGAUUUUUAACAGUUAGUGGCUUUUAAAGCUGCUUGCGAAAGUGUUUUUUGUUUUUUUUUUAAAUCAUUAUCCACUCAAGGGCAUUCUAGAAUGAUUCCCAGGGUGGUGAUAUUCAUUCUGCAUAGACUAUGAGGAAUUUCAGGAAUUUCAGGAGACUGCAGGGUCAAAGCCAGCAGAAUGGACUGCAUGCUUAAAACCUCUGAAACAGGCUAGAGGAGAGUUAUCUAAAAUGCACUUUGCUUAAGGAUAGUAAUAAUAGAGCUAGAUACCUUUCCAAGUUGGAUACCACAGAUGUAUGAGUCAACUUCACAAUCAUCCUAGCUAGGUUUCGUGGGAAUUACAGUCUAGCACCAUGAUGGUGAACCUAUGGCACAUGUGCCACAGGUGGCAUGCGGAGCCAUAGGGGGAUGCAAGCUCAGCUCCGGAGCACAUGCACAUGCUGGCCAGCUGAUUUUCGGGCCUUCUGGGCCCACCAGAACUAGGGAAACAGGCUGUUUCUGGCCUCCGGACGGCUUCCAGGGGUGGGUGGGGAAAGCAUUUUUGCCCUCCCUAGGCUCCUAGAGAGGCUCUGGAGCCUGGGGAGAGCAAAAAACGGACCUUCUGGGCCCACCGUGCCAUCACAUGCCAAAAGCAGUGGGAGGGGGAGGUUGCAUGCGAAUGCGCAGGGGGCAUAGAAUUAUGGGUGUGGGCAUGCUUAUGACACCCCCCCACUUCCCCAACUUUUGGCACGCGAUGGCAAAAAGGUUAGCCACCACUGGUCUAGUACAUCCUAAGAAUAAGCUAGUCUAAAACCCACCAGCUCUCCGGCAUCCAUCUUUUACCCUUAAUGAAAGAGAGAAAGAGUACUGGGGUCCAAUCACAUUGCCCAUCAGGUUAAACUCCCUUGGCAGUUUCUGUUAGAACAAUGCUGGCUAUUGAUGCUCUAGAUAGGUUUGGUUGGUUGCCUCUGAGAAUCAGCCAGAGCUGUUGAACUGUCCCUAUCCUAUACUGUAAUGUUUGUGAUGAGGGUUUUGCUGACGACGCAGUACAGAACGGUGUGACCCUGCAUCAGGGAUGACGUAGCUAUGACCAAAGCAGGUAUUAUAGUGCAGACAGGCACUAUAAGAAGUGUUCCUGGAGGCUGGGAGACUUAAUUAGCUGUUAUGUGGAUAAUACCCACCUUAGCACGAGAGGCAACUACCUCAAAAGGCAAAGCAGAUGCCAACACACUCAAGAACCCUUUCAGUUCUGCUUCUCCUGCCAAUUUUAUUUAUCAAAAUGAAAAACCAUUUUUUUUUAAAUCUAGUGAACUUCCUUUCUCACAAUUCUGUGAUGCAAUCAUGUGUUAAGAACCAGGUGUUUUGGGAUGCAGCCCUGCAAAUUCCAGACCUACUUGGCACUAAAUUUGGGGAGAGACAGUUUUAACAGAGCAGGACAUUGGUUUGGCCUUAAACCCCUUUUCUCUUUUCUCCAACUUUCCCCAUCUAGAUUUUUAUUUAUAGAUGUCCAAAAAAAAAAAAAAAGCUUGAAUUUUAUUGUGUCUUUUUCUCCCUCCCCCUUUCUGUGGAAAAAAACAGAUUAUGAAGAAAACAAAUGAAUUCAGAAUAAAGUUUGCUUUGAAAAUUG
Molecule: messenger RNA, 5131 nt
Organism: Ahaetulla prasina
Lineage: Eukaryota; Metazoa; Chordata; Lepidosauria; Squamata; Colubridae
Gene: GYS1
Product: glycogen synthase 1
Exons: 17
Coding region: 147-2345 (732 amino acids)
Biological process (GO): glycogen biosynthetic process
Cellular component (GO): cytoplasm
Molecular function (GO): alpha-1,4-glucan glucosyltransferase (UDP-glucose donor) activity
Source: RefSeq, a predicted model, not a curated record